Molecule: messenger RNA, 729 nt
Organism: Aspergillus aculeatus ATCC 16872
Lineage: Eukaryota; Fungi; Ascomycota; Eurotiomycetes; Eurotiales; Aspergillaceae
Product: DUF846 domain-containing protein
Exons: 3
Coding region: 30-596 (188 amino acids)
Biological process (GO): protein secretion; vesicle-mediated transport
Cellular component (GO): Golgi membrane
Source: RefSeq, a predicted model, not a curated record
CUGGACUCUGGAGUCUGCACUCAAGCAACAUGGAACAACAACCCCUCCAACCGCAACAAGGAGAUUUGAACUGGCGCCUCAGCGCCCACCCGAUCACCCUACUAUUCUUCCUGGGCUUCCGCAUUAGUGCCCUGUUGAUGUACCUUUUCGGUGUUCUGUUCAUCAAGAACUUUGUCCUGGUUUUCAUCCUAACGCUGCUGCUCCUCUCCGCGGACUUCUACUACCUCAAGAACAUUGCUGGGCGUCGACUAGUCGGACUGCGCUGGUGGAACGAAGUCAACACAUCGAGCGGCGAUUCACACUGGGUCUUUGAGUCCUCGGACCCUACCACCCGUACAAUUGCCGCCACGGACAAGCGGUUCUUCUGGCUUAGUCUGUAUCUUACGCCUACCCUCUGGGUCGGCUUGGCUAUUCUGGCUAUCAUCAAAUUGAGCAGUGUGAUCUGGUUGAGCUUGGUUGCUAUCGCUCUAGUACUGACCAUCACGAACACGCUGGCUUUCUCCCGGUGCGAUCGCUUCAGCGUCGCCAACAGCGCGCUUUCCGGGGGCAUUAUGAGUAACCUUGCGGGAGGAAUGCUGGGCAGGCUCUUCAAGUAAAAUCGGCGUGUUUCGUACUGUGUAUGAUCUUCGUCCGUCUGUUUGUAUCCCUUCAUCACUGGCCUGAAUGUAUGCGCAGUUCAGGGAUCUGCCAAACAACAUGUAGCGAAACUCAGUUAUCAAUCCAGAAUAU